UUCCUCAAUAAAACGUGUGCGAAUAUCGUGUGCGAACAUCGAGGGAUAGCAAUGAGUUCUUUCCACGCUGCUUUAUUCUUGACUCUGGAUAUUGCUGUUAUUUGUGUGCUCUUGUGUAAAAGGUACUGGAUGUCGAACACUCUCGAUUACGCACAUCCUCAAAGACAAAGCUUUGACCAAUCACACCAUCCGUAUCAUCCAACCAAUCACAGACGUUAGAAUGUGUAGGAUACAGUGUUAUUUGGAGCCUGCGUGUUGGACGUUUAACUUUUGUGAGAAACAAGGCAACUUUGUGUGCGAACUGACAAAUUCUGACCACAUCCGGCAUGACUUGAUAGAGAAAGCAGGCUGUACCUAUCAUGGCUCAGAGAACCACUGUUCAAGUAAUCCUUGCCCAAAAAAUGCCACUUGCCAAGGAGAAUUUCUCUCAGAUCCUGUGCCUUAUAAAUGCAUCUGUCCUGCUGGAUAUGGAGGAGAUAACUGCUUUCAAGAUAUCAAUGAAUGUAAUGACGGCACUCACACUUGUCACUCGGACGCCACGUGCAACAACACGAUUGGUGGGUUUAACUGUACUUGCAAAAGUGGAUUCAAUGGAAACGGCAAGCACUGUGAAGAUAUUGACGAGUGUGAAUCAGGGAAACAUAACUGUCACGUGAACGCCACGUGCACUAAUUCUCUUGGUGGCUUCAACUGCUCCUGCAAACAAGGUCAUUUUGGUAAUGGUACCCACUGUUACCCAGAUUUCGGGAGGAGAGUGAUCUUUGAUUUUGAGGAUGGCAAGAAGACCGGCUGGUCACUCACGGGAACGGCCUUUAAUAACCAACCAACAUAUAAAGAUAAUUCAAAAGCUAGAGGAAAACCAUCUAACCUUCAAGGAAACUGGUGGAUAGGAUCAUAUGAAAACGGACCCAGUCCUUCUCAUACUUACGGAAGUACACAAGGAGAUGGACCGAGAGGAACGAUGACGUCACCACCUUUUGUCGUCCAUGGUUCCCAACUGAAGUUUAGGAUUGGAGGAGGAUGUACUAUGCAACAACAACGUGCUGAGCUUUUGAUUGGAGGAACCGUUGUUGCUCAAACAAAAGGACCCUGCAGUGAAUACAUGGUUACAAAGUCCUGGAGUAUCGAACAAUUCCGAGGACAGACAGCUCGAGUUCGAUUGGUGGAUAAUCACAAUGGUGGGUGGGGUCACAUCAACUUUGAUUAUCUUGAAGAAUACCAAUGAUUUGUCGAAAACGUACAGCAGACGGAAACGUAGAUCGCCGUAGACUUGCUCUAACUCUCGUGCAUUAAUUUUUUUAUUCUAAUUUUCCAAUGGAAAAAAAAUAACGAGAAAGACUUGGAGCAAGCCUAAGAUCACCGUACCUUGGAUUCCAGAGGGGCUUGUCUUUUUUAGGAGCGAAUGGCGAGAGAACGAGUUCGCUUCUCGAAAACAAGAAACCUUAAGGCACCCAGGGUAAGAACACCAAGAAAAAGAUGCCAAGCUCUGCUUGCAGGGUAAAAAUUAAGCUUCCUGUCCUCUUAGCGAUUGUCUACGAGACAGACUUCGGUAAUCGGCUGACUGCUGAUUGGUUGUUUGAGUACUUUUUGGGCUUCCUGUGGUGUUACACUCUUACUCACGGACACACAACCGAUGGCAUAGUGGCUUCGCCUCUUCGAGGCAGUAGCCACAAAAACCCAUGGAAACGAAGAAAUUCGAGCUUAGGAUAUGAGUGAGCUAAUCAUUGCUUCCGCUUGAACGAAUUCACCUUAUGCCCGACAAAGGUGAAUAGUAACGUGCACUGACCAAUUAAGAUUAGUGAACUAGUUGUUGCAAUAUGCAAGCGGAAUGCUGCGAGUGCCAUACAAUGAUGUAAGGGAUGUAUACCAAUGUUAAUAAGAUAUAAGUUACAUACAACAAAAUAUCCAACACCGUCUAGAUAUAAGUAAGAAGGACGAACGUAGGGCAUUACUUAUGUGUGAGCUCCUGUAAACUUAUAUGAAUCUGCUCCUGUAGAUGUUUUGAGGUAUUAUGGUGUAACAGGGUCCCCUAUACCCCCUCGCAAAAUGCAUUCACGUAAAUUUAUUUGGCCAAUUUCAGCCUCACGUAAAAUUCUGAAAUCGCAUCCCCAUUCACGCAAAAA
Molecule: messenger RNA, 2123 nt
Organism: Actinia tenebrosa (Australian red waratah sea anemone)
Lineage: Eukaryota; Metazoa; Cnidaria; Anthozoa; Actiniaria; Actiniidae
Molecular function (GO): calcium ion binding
Source: RefSeq, a predicted model, not a curated record